This is a messenger RNA of Exophiala dermatitidis NIH/UT8656, 1785 nucleotides long. RefSeq lists its product as uncharacterized. The record is from RefSeq and is a predicted model, not a curated record. Gene Ontology annotation, biological process: mRNA splicing, via spliceosome. Gene Ontology annotation, cellular component: precatalytic spliceosome; nucleus; catalytic step 2 spliceosome. Lineage: Eukaryota; Fungi; Ascomycota; Eurotiomycetes; Chaetothyriales; Herpotrichiellaceae. The coding region runs from base 1 to 1785 and encodes 594 amino acids. The transcript has a single exon.
AUGGCGACCGCCGCAAAGCCCACGAAGAAUCAGCUCCGGCGAGCCAAAAAGAAAGCCCAAAAGCACCAGGUGCGUCUCGAUCUGUCUUCAUCUGUAGCACAGUCUAAUCAGGCGCAGGGGACCAACGAGCAGAGUCGCGAACAGACCGCGGAACCCACCAUCAAAGCCGAAUCAGAGGAACCUACAGCAACACAGACACCCAAAGAGCAGGAGGACAAGGUCAAGUCGGAACCGGACAGUCGCGAUGGCAACCCCCUCUCAGACCCCCUCAUCGUCGAUGAGGACAAUCCGCUUUACAACAUGUACAAGGACGUUCUGGGGAAAUUCGAGGAUCCGGACAAGGAGGAUCCUGCAUUGAAGGAGCCAGAGAAACCCGAAGUCUACUACGACGAUGACGAUGACAUUCCCGACGAAGAAGAAGAACAAAACGCAGCGCCCAAGAUCUCCAAGAAGAAACGGAAACAGAUGACGAAGCUUUCAGUAGCCGAACUGAAAGCGCUGGUGAAAAAGCCCGAGAUGGUGGAAUGGAACGACACUUCUGCAGCGGACCCGAAAUUGCUGGUCCACAUCAAAUCGUACCAUAACGUUGUUCCUGUACCCUCUCACUGGUCGCUGAAGAGGGAAUAUCUGUCCUCCAAGCGAGGCAUUGAAAAGCCACCCUUUGCACUUCCCAAGUUCAUCCAAGAGACCGGCAUUGCGGAGAUGCGGGAUGCGGCUCUGGAGAAGCAGGAUCAGGCCAGUCUGAAGCAGAAACAGCGUGAACGUGUACAGGGCAAGCUGGGCAAGCUUGACAUCGACUACCAGAAACUUUACGAGGCAUUUUUCCGUUUUCAGACUAAGCCGGAACUGACCAGGUAUGGCGAGGUGUAUUAUGAGGGCAAAGAGUUUGAGACGAACCUGCGCCAUCUGCGGCCUGGAGAGCUUUCGGAUGAACUAAAGGAGGCACUGAACAUGCCGCCCGGUGCCCCUCCGCCAUGGCUCAUCAACAUGCAAAGAUACGGCCCACCUCCAUCGUAUCCUGCACUCAAAGUUCCCGGUGUUAAUGCCCCCCCACCACCAGGUGCGAGCUGGGGGUUCGCGCCCGGGCAGUGGGGCAAGCCACCUGUGGAUGAAGCGACCAAUAGACCUUUAUAUGGUGGCGAUAUUUUCGGUGUGCUGCAGCCUCAACAGAAUACUCAACAGGGCGAGCCUGUCGAAAAAGAACUCUGGGGCGAGCUGCAAGAACAAGAAGAAGAGGAAGAAGAGGAAGACGACGAGGAUGAAGAAGAAGAGGAAGACGAGGAGGAGGGCGGUGCCGGUAUCGAGACUUCAACAGGCUUGGAGACUCCUAGCGGCAUGACCUCUGCUGUGCCCACCGAGAUCGGGGGUACCGAGACAGUUUCGGAAUUCGACCUUCGCAAACGCCGCGGCACAGAAACCGAAGAAUCUUCACAUCCUCGGUCCGCUUACCAGGUCAUUCCGGAACGUCAAACCCGAGUCGAAGGUUUCUUUGGCGGAGAUCACGUUUACGAUCUCAAAGCAGCGCAACAAAAUAACAUUCCGGUUCUUGGACAAGAAGAAUCUCGGAAGCGCAAGAAACCUGGUGACGUGGAUGUUUCGAUGGAUCCAGAUGCGCUGGCCGCACGGGAUGGCAUGGACAAGGAAGAUAUUCGGCGGGCAUAUGAGCAACAACGCAAGGCCGAGCAGAACCCUCAGUGGGACUUCCAGGAAGAUUUGUCUGAAAUGAUUGCUACGGAGUCAAGGAAGAGGCAGAAACGUGAUGAGGAGAGGAGGAAUAAGCGGUGA